CGGUUAGAAUACACAGACACGGUAUACACGGGACGCGGCUGCGCCCUAUCCCAGACGGACGGGCUGUUGGUUUGUUUUGACGUCUUUUAAAUCCAGUUAACAACUGCUUUUUUUACUGGGACGUUAAUAGGAAUUCGUGGUUUACCUGGUCUGGAUUCCCGUUUUGAGAAGAAAGAGUGCGGAUGGAACUUCUCUCAUCUUGACGUCAGCUCGGGAGUGGAAGUCAUCUGGAAUUACAUAUUCCGCCUCAGCGCUACUGUGGUAACUGGAAUCUAAGAUUAGAAGAGUUUUGUGGAGGAUAAUUUAUUUUAAAUGGAUUCUUUCUUCGUAAAGGGGGCCCUUGUCUGGCUGCGGGACAAAGAUCAGCUCCUUCCUGCUACUGUCAGCUCCUGUUACCACGAUGACGGAUCCCUGGUCCUCACCACCAACUAUGAGAAGGUGAUGUACCUGCAGCAGGGGGAGCUGAGCAGAGACAAGGUGUUUCCUAUGCACCCCACCAGUAUUAAUGGAGUAGAGGACAUGUCUACUCUGGCAGAACUACAUGAAGCUGCCAUCAUGUACAACCUUUACCUGCGCUACCAGAAGGACUGCAUCUAUACCAACAUAGGGUCAAUCCUGGCAGCUGUGAACCCCUACAAGCAGAUCCCAGGUCUGUAUGACCCAGCAGCAGUAGACCUGUAUAGUAGACACCACCUGGGAGAGCUGCCCCCUCAUAUCUUCGCUGUGGCCAACGAGUGUUACCGCUGUCUCUGGAAGAGACACGACAGCCAGUGUGUUCUCAUCAGUGGAGAGUCAGGAGCAGGGAAGACAGAGAGUACCAAGCUGCUGCUCCAGUUCCUGUCUGUGAUGUCACAGAAGUCUGCCGGCACAGCCCCCUCUGAGAAGAGCACCCGCGUGGAGCAGGCCAUCGUUCAGAGCAGCCCCAUCAUGGAGGCGUUUGGGAAUGCCAAGACGGUGUACAACAACAACUCUUCCCGCUUUGGGAAGUUUAUCCAGCUCCACUUCUCCCAGAGUGGCAACAUCCAGGGAGGCUGUAUCAUUGACUAUUUACUUGAAAAGAACCGUGUGGUGAGGCAGAACCCUGGAGAGAGGAACUAUCAUAUCUUCUAUGCUCUGCUGGCCGGGGCAGACAAGAACCACAGAGAGUUGUACUUCCUGUCUGAGGGCCCAGAGUCAUACCACUACCUGAGUCAGUCUGGCUGUGUGAAGGACAGGAGUCUAGAUGACCUGCAGCUCUAUGACAGUGUUAUGGAGGCUCUAAAGGUGAUGCAGUUCAGUGAGGAGGAGAUACGUGACGUCUUCAAGCUGCUGUCUGCUGUUCUCCUGAUGGGGAACAUAGAGUUCAUGACCGCAGGAGGAGCACAGAUCACAUCCAAAGGAGUGGUCAGUAAUGUCAGUGAUCUGCUGGGCCUGGACUCAUUCCAGCUGUCUGAGGUUCUGACCCAGAGGUCCAUGAUCCUGAGAGGAGAGGAGAUCUGUUCACCCCUUACUGUUGAACAGGCGGUGGACUCUCGGGACUCGGUUGCCAUGGCGUUGUACGCCCAGUCUUUCUCCUGGAUUAUCACACGGAUCAACCAGAAGGUCAGAGGGAAGGACAACUUCAAGUCCAUCGGCAUCCUCGACAUUUUCGGCUUCGAGAACUUUGAGGUGAACAGGUUUGAACAGUUCAACAUCAACUACGCCAACGAGAAGCUCCAGGAAUACUUCAACAAACACAUCUUCUCCCUGGAACAGCUGGAGUACAACAGAGAGGGGAUCCAGUGGGAAGCUAUAGACUGGAAGGAGAAUGCAGAGUGUCUGGACCUCAUCGAGAAGAAACUGGGCAUGUUGGCUCUGAUCAACGAGGAGAGUCGCUUCCCUAAAGGCACCGACUACACCCUGCUAGAGAAACUACACAGUAGACACGCUACUAACCACUACUACAUGAAGCCCAGAGUUACGGAUCACCAGUUUGGCAUCAAGCACUAUGCUGGAGAGGUCCUGUAUGACGUCAGAGGGAUCCUGCAGAAGAACAGAGACACCUUCAGAGAUGACAUCUUAAACAUGCUUAAAGACAGCAGGCUGGACUUCAUCUAUGACCUGUUUGAGCGUGUCGGGAGCAGGAACGGAGAGGAGACCCUGAAGAUGGGGACGGCCAGACGCAAACCCACCGUCAGCUCUCAGUUCAGGGACUCUCUCCAUUCCUUGAUGAACACUCUGAGUGCCUCCAACCCUUUCUUUGUGCGCUGCAUCAAACCCAACAUGAACAAGAACGCCAACAUGUUUGACCCAGAAGUGGUCCUGAACCAGCUGAGGUAUUCUGGGAUGUUGGAGACCGUGAAGAUCCGCAGGGCUGGGUUCCCUGUCCGCAGGACCUUUACAGACUUCUACAGCAGGUACAUGAUGAAAGACAACCGCCCGACCGAUGACCCGAGAGGGAGGUGUACAGAGCUGCUGAUGUCAUACGACCCUGCCAAGAGAGACUGGCAGCUGGGGAAGACUAAGGUGUUCCUGAAGGAAGAGCUGGAACAACGGCUGGAGAAGGAGAGGGAAGAGGUGCGGAGACAGGCGGGCAUGGUGAUCCGGGCACACAUACUCAGCUAUGUGGCAAGGAAGCACUAUAGGAGGGUCCUGACCAGCACCAUCAUCAUCCAGAAGAACUACAGGGCUCACUUCUGGAGACGCGUGUUCCUGCGGCUCCGUGCUGCAGCUGUCCUUCUCCAGAAACACCAACGUGGUCGGCUGGCCCGAGGCCUCUAUCGACAGCUCUCUGAGGAGAAAAGGAGGAGGGAGGAGGAGGAGAGAAGGCAGAGGGAGGAGGAGGAGAGGAGGAGUAGGGAGGAGGAGAGCAGGAGGCUGGAAGAGGAGACGAGACGAGAGCAGGAGGAACGGAGGAGGAGGGAGGAAGAGGAGGAGGAGCGGAGGAGGAGAGAGGAAGAGGAGCGGAGAAGGAGAGAGGAAGAGGAGGAGAGACAAAGGGUGUUAGAGCUGGAGGAGUUGAGGAAGAAGGAGGAGAGACUGAGACUACAACAGGAGCAUGAAACACUGAGUAGAAAAGAGGAGGAGCUUAGCAACGGACAGGAAGAGAAGAAAAACACUACAGCUAACAACAGGAACUCCCUGAGGAUGGAGUAUCUUGCUCCCCAUGAGGAGGUGUACCACAAGGAGGUGUCCCUGUCCCACUCCCUGCACCACCACACCUCCGAGGAGGAGUCCCGUCAGAUGGAGGAGAUCCUUCGACUGGAGAAGGAGAUUGAGAGGCUGCAGCGCCAGAAAGAGGACGGGGUGUCCAUGUUAGGGGACGGCCUUGGAGGGAACGGGGAGGAGCUCCGGCAGAGGAGGGACGCAGAGAUCUACCGGCUGGAGAAGGAGGCGUCUCGCGUGGCUACAGAGUUCCUGGAGCUCCUGGACUUUGGGGGUCUGGAACAGAGUCUGUCCAGCGAGGAGAAUCUCCACGACCCCUCAGAGAGCACCGCUCCCCUGGGCCGGGCCGAGGAGGAGGUGGAGGAGGUGGAUGAGGGCUUCCAUGCUAAGGAGGAGUGUCCCGGUAGUGGUAUCCCCCUUCCUGACUUCCCUCUCCCUGGGGAGAUCCCUCUGGACCAGGAGCUCUUCUCCUCCCUCCCUCCUCCUCCUCCGGCCUUCGCUGAGGGACUAGUAGCACAGGCCCUGGCCCUCUCACAGGCCCCGUGUUGCCCCCCUGUUUACUACCCCCUCACCUCCUAUGGAUCUAGUGUCCCUACACACCACCCUGCUCCACCUCCUCUCCCUGCCCUCACCACCGGAGGAGGUAAAGCUUUGUGCCACCAACCCACCAGGAGAACAGAGGUGGCUCCAGACAUCAACAGAGUACCCAGAAGAUUCGAGGUUAUACCCAACAGACCCUGCGCCAGGGUAGACGUUAUACCCACCACAGUCCCUGAGGCUGUGCCAGUGAGAAGAGGAGACGUGGUUCCCACUAGGGUAGACUUUAUGCCCACUGUGCCUGUCCCAGGAGCCAGGGAGGAGAUCUCCUUUAGCAUCCUACCAGACACAGAGUCAGACUGUGACCAGGAGGAGUUUGAGGAGGUGCAGGGGAGUACAGGCUCGGGAGACGGAGCCAGUAUCACGGACGGACAUGCUACUGAUGAGGAGGUGCUGAGGAAAUCAUCCUGUACUCAGAACAGCCUGGACUCCUUCAGAGGCAGCUCAGACUCUUUUAUCGACAGUGACACAAGCACCGAUGGUUAUGUGGACACAGACGAGGAGGUCUCCAAUGGAAGGGUCAAUAUACUGAACGGCUCUGGGCCUCCAUACUUUCACAGCUACCUCUACAUGAAGGGUGGACUGAUGAUCCCGUGGCGACGGAGGUGGUGUGUGUUGAAGGACGAAACCUUCAUGUGGUUCAGGGCUAAGCAGGACAGUCUGAAGAGUGGCUGGCUGUAUAAGAAGGGAGGUGGCAUGUCUACUCUGUCCAGACGGAACUGGAAGCUGCGCUGGUUCGUACUGAGAGACGAUAAACUCAUGUACUUUGAGAGCGACAGCGAGGAGAAACUGAGGGGGACCAUCGACAUCCGCUCCGCCAAGGACAUAGUAGAUAACCAUGCCAAGGAGAAUUCUCUGAACAUUGUGACUGAAGAGAGAACCUACCACAUCUACGCAGAGACUCCUGAAGAUGCCAGUGGCUGGUUCAACGUGCUGAGUCGUGUCCAGAGUGCCAGUCCAGACCAGCUGAUGGAGAUACAUCAUGAGCAGGCCAAUCCCAAGAAUGCUGUGGGAACUGUGGAUGUUGGACUGAUCGACUCUGUGUGCGCGUCAGACAACCCUGACAGACCCAACUCGUUUGUCAUCAUCACUGCUAACCGUGUGAUCCACUGCAACACUGAGAUGCCUGAAGAGAUGCACCACUGGAUCGGCCUGCUGCAGAAACCUAAAGGAGACGCCAGGAUAGACGGACAGGACUUCCUGGUCAGAGGUUGGCUUCACAAGGAGAUAAGGGCUAAGAGCACUAGUCUGAAGCUGAAGAAGAGAUGGUUUGUAUUGACCUCUAACUCUCUGGACUACUACAAGUCUUCAGAGCGCAGUGUGUCCAAGCUGGGGACCCUGGUCCUCAACAGUCUCUGCUCUGUGGUCCAGCCCGACGAGAAGGUCUUCAAGGACACCGGUUACUGGAACAUUAUCGUCCACGGCCGUAAACACUCGUACCACCUCUACACCAAACUACUGAACGAGGCUAUGCGCUGGGCGUCGGCCAUACAGGGGGCUGUCGACAGCAAGGUUCCCAUAGAGACACCCACACAGCAACUCAUCAGGGACAUCAAGGAGAGCAGUAUGAACGUGGAGGCUGUAGAACAGACGUACUGGAGGAACCCUAUCCUCAGAUAUACCCAGCACCCCCUCCACUCCCCCCUGCUGCCUCUGCCUUACGGGGAGGUCAACAUCCACCUCCAAAAGGAGAAGGGCUAUGCCAGCCUGCAGGAUGAGGCAGUGAAGAUCUUCAACUCUCUACAGGAGAUGGAGGCUGUGUCUGAUCCGGUCCCGAUCAUCCAGGGCAUCCUCCAGACCUGCCACGACCUGCGCCUGCUCCGAGACGAGGUCUACUGUCAGCUCAUCAAGCAGACCAAUCAUGUGCCACAGCCCAACAGCUCGGCCAAUCGUGCCCACUGGCACCUCCUCACCUGUAUGAGCUGUACCUUCCUGCCCAGCCGGGGCAUCCUGCGUUACCUCAAGUUCCACCUCAAAAGGGUGAAGGAGCAGUUUCCUGGAACAGAGGUGGACAUGUUUGCCCAUUUCAUAGGUGAGUCUCUGAAGAGGACCAAGGUCAGGGACUAUGUACCGUCUCAGGAGGAGAUCGUAGCCUUACUGACCAGGCAGGAAAUGACUACUACGGUCUACUGCCACGGAGGAGGAUCCUGCAAGAUCUCCAUCAACUCACACACCACUGCUGGAGAGGUGGUGGAGAAGUUGAUCCGAGGCCUGGCCAUGGAGGACAGUAGAAACAUGUUUUCCCUGUUUCAACACAACAACACUACGGACCGGGCUGUGGAGAGCAGAGUCAUCGUGGCUGACGUACUCGCCAAGUUUGAGAGGCUGUCAGGCAGUGAGGAAGUAGAGGAGGAGGGACAGUGGAAGCUCUACUUCAAACUCUACUGUUUCCUGGAUGUAGAGAGCAUGCCCAAGGAAGGGGUGGAGUUCGCUUUCAUGUUCGAACAGGCUCAUGAGUCUCUGACCAGCGGUCACCUCCCGGCCCCAGAAGACACGCUGCAGCACCUGGCCGCUCUCAGGCUCCAGUUCCUCCACGGAGACAAGGCCCGGGUCAGCUGGUCUCUGGACACCGUCUACCCUGUAGGCAGGCUCCGCGCACGUAUCCUGCACUUCACCAAGGUGGGCGCGGCCGGCGGGACGGGGCCAGGGGGCCACACCCUGGAGCGGAGGCGGACCAGCUUCCUGGACGGGACCCUGCGCCGCAGCGGGCUGAAGACGGGCUCCAUGAAGAAACAGAAGAUGGAGGAGGAACAGAUGCUAGAGAUGUGGGUGAAGGAGGAGACCUCAGCCACCAGAACCUCCAUCUUAGAGAAGUGGUCCCGUCUCCAGGGACUGGACCAGCACACAGCCAUGCUCAAAUACAUGAACAUCAUCAAGGAGUGGCCUGGAUAUGGGUCCACACUGUUCGACGUGGAGUGUAAAGAAGGAGGCUUUCCUCAUGACCUGUGGCUGAGUGUGAGUGCAGAGAACGUGUCGGUCUACAAGAGAGGAGAACCCAAACCUCUGGAGACGUUCCCCUACGAACACAUCAUCUUCUUCGGAUCUCCCCAGGCCACGACUUAUAAAAUCACAGUGGACGACAGAGAGAUGUUCUUUGAGACACCUCUGGUUGGAGAGAUCACCAAGAUCAUGAAAGCCUACAUCAACAUGAUAGUGAAGAAGAGAUGCAGUGUCAGAUCUGUGUCCAGCUACGGAACCAACUGGAUCAGGUGAUUAGGGACAGGACAGGACACAGCCCAGCUUGCUUCCCACCGCCCCAGGCUAACAGGACAGGACACAGACCAGUUGACUUCCCACUGCCACAGGCUAACAGGCUAACAGGACAGGACAGGACACAGCCCAGCUGGCUUCCCCUGCCCCAGGCUAACAGGACAGGACACAGACCAGUUGACUUCCCACUGCCACAGGCUAACAGGCUAACAGGACAGGACAGGACACAGCCCAGCUGGCUUCCCUGCCCCAGGCUAACAGGACAGGACACAGACCAGUUGACUUCCCACUGCCCCAGGCUAACAGGACAGGACACAGACCAGUUGACUUCCCACUGCCCCAGGCUAACAGGCUAAAAGGCUAACAGGCUAACAGGACAGGACACAGACCAGUUGACUUCCCACCGCCCCAGGCUAACAGGACAGGACACAGCCCAGCUGGCUUCCCCUGCCCCAGGCUAACAGGCUAACAGGAUAGGACAGGACACAGUCCAGUUGGCCUCCCACCGUCCCAGGCUAACAGGAUAGGACAGGACACAGCCCAGCUGGCUUCCCCCGCCCCAGGCUAACAGGAUAGGACAGGACACAGUCCAGUUGGCUUCCCACCAUCCCAGGCUAACAGGCUAACAGGCUAGGACAGGACACAGACCAGUUGACUUCCCACCAUCCCAGGCUAACAGGCUAGGACAGGACACAGUCCAGUUGGCUUCCCAACGUCCCAGGCUAACAGGCUAAAAGGCUCACAGGACAGGACACAGCCCAGCUGGCUUCCCCCGCCCCAGGCUAACAGGAUAGGACAGGACACAGUCCAGUUUGCUUCCCACCAUCCCAGGCUAACAGGCUAACAGGCUAGGACAGGACACAGACCAGUUGACUUCCCACCGCCCCAGGCUAACAGGCUAGUACAGGACACAGUCCAGUUGGCUUCCCACCGCCCCAGGCUAACAGGCUAAAAGGCUCACAGGACAGGACACAGUCCAGUUGGCUUCCCACCGCCCCAGGCUAACAGGCUAAAAGGCUAACACUACAAGGCUAAAAUUCUUUGAAGGCAAGAGGGACUGUUCUCCUCAACCCAGAUGUCUGGAUAACUGAAAGCUGUUAAUCAGCUACUCAAUAUCUUGUUCACCUCCAUUGACAACAAGGAAUCUCAUCUAGAAGAUUCUAAGAACCGUAGGACCGUAGUCUCUCAUUGCAUAUAUAUGUGGUAAAGAGGUCAAUGGAACUCAACCAAAAUAAUGGAAAUGCCAUGGAAACGUGUGGGGGAAAGAUGCCAUGGGGGAAAGAUCCUUUCAUUGCCCCCCAGCAACAUUAGCCUACGUUUAGGCUAUUGUUUCACACUCUGUUGAGGUAGAAAUCGAAGUAUAAUGCUUGUAUUGAUGUCAACCCCAAUACAUGUUAAUUUCAUCGUCACCAAUCAGCUGCGUUAAAGUUGAAAACUACUUUGACUACCACUACCAAUUUCUGUAUGCUAGCUAUGCUACCAGCUGAUACGAAUGGGAGUUACUAUUUAGCAGUCACAUCUUCUAAAUCUGAAAAGGGGCAACUUCUAAAUGUUAUGCAGUGAAAACAGACAAAUAUAUCCAAAUCGGAUUUAAAUUACCACAUUUUGAGCCUAUUGCAAUACAUCAAUUAUGACGGAUUUGACAAAUAUUCACUUUGUUAGAUCAGAUUUGUUUGAAUGUGCACCAAUCCAGCGUUGUCCCCCGCCCCCUCCCCUCCCCCCUGUCUGCAUUCCAUUGACCUCUUUACCAGAACAUUCUAGAAUGUGUCUAAUUAAAAUGUCUACCUGCUUUCCCUCAACCAUUACAUAUAGCUUUUCUCUAGCUGUCGACAGAGUGGAUAACCAACCAUGUUAUUUUCUGCCAUUAUUUACAUCACUUUAUCAAUGGUAUGGACCGAUCAAGUAUCACGUCACGUCAAGAUGUCCUUUUGCUUCAAGAUUGAGCAUUUGAAAUACCUUUCCAAUGGACUGAGAUUUAGAUUGACUGAGAAGUGUCACUGUCAAGCCCUCCCUGACUAUAGCUCCCGGGUUGUGUCUUAUUUUGACAUUGUACCAUAUGAGUUGUUGAUGCACACAACUAUACCAUUCUAUAUUUAUAAUGAGAAGAAGUGAUUUGUCUCUCUAAGGAUGUACUAUGUGAUCAUUAUUGAUCCUCAGGGCAGUCAUUACUCAUUACAAUACUCUGUUUAGUAGCUACUCUAUGCCACAGAAUAGGAAAAUAAGGUUUAUAGACUUCCCCCUCGGGUUUGAUGAGCAAUAUGAGUCCAAUUUCAGACCACAGACCCAAGGAGUUGAACCUCUUUACAUUUUAAUGCCUUAAAUAGUUUCACUGCUUCCAUCCAUGUUGUUAUUUGACUACUUUGGACUGUGAGUAAUAGUUUCACUGCUUCCAUCCAUGUUGUUAUUCGACUACUUUGGACUGUGAGUAAUAGUUUCACUGCUUCCAUCCAUGUUGUUAUUCGACUACUUUGGACUGUAAGUAAUAGUUUUGCCUUUCAGGAAUGGCGUCCCCAAACAAGUGUAUGUCAGGGUUAAUAACUUGGUGGUUAUAAUCAGUUAUAACACAGGUGGUCGAGGCUGCCAUUCUACCCAGUGCCUGAGAAGCAGAGUUUAAACCACAUGGUUUCAAAUCUGGUGAAAUGACACUUGCCUUUUAUAUAUGACGAGAACAAACCAAUAUAUAUAUGACUAGAACAAACCAAUAUAUAGUCCGUUGCUUCUUCCUACUACUACAUGUAGGUUGUUUAUUUACACUAAAGGCUGUGGUUAAUAUAAACAUGUGCUUAUUUCUGUAAACCAUGAUUAUAGAAUUUAGUCUCCAGUAUUUUAAAUAAUUUAAACGGUUAUAUUUUCUAUUAUGAAAAUCAUUAUAUUAUUUUUUGUCUUUUUAAUGAUUGUGACUGAAACUGUUGUUUAAUGAGAGCGUGAUGUUUUGAUGAGACAAGCAGGACAUCUCUUGGUACUUCUGUUACUGAAGGAUGAAUUGUUAUUUGGGUCUUUAUGGGAGGGAGGGUGACAUUGUCUCACGUCAGAUGGGGUCACUCCUCCGCGAUGCUUGUACCUCAACCGGUCUUGUAGGACGUGGAACUCAUAUUCAAAUUUCAAUAUUGAGCAUCCGCCAUUCAACAAAUUAAAACAUAGUCCCUUAUUAUUAUUUUAUUUUUUACAUCACAGCGCUCUCGUAUGAUUCUCCGUGAAAUAGGCAGAUUAACUAGCUAGCUAAAUUAUUAAAAACGUUGUGACAGUGAUUUAAUAGUUUGCAAUUGUGAGAAAAUAAAAGCAACCCUUCUGCUCAAAUUCUGUGGCAGGACCGUUGGUCGCCAGGCAGUGACUUGAUCAGCUAUCUGUUGUAGCUCGCUAGCUUACUGACAUAGUUAGCUAGCUAGUCAGCUAGCUCUUCCGUCACUGACAUAUACAAGCUUGCUUAGCCUGUUUAAAUGACCCUGGAGUUGUAGACAUGCAGCCCCACAAUGAAUAGGAAGUAGCUGUUAACAGAAAUCAGUCCACAGAUCAGCAUGUUUCUCCGGAUCGUAUUGUUGGGUCAGCUGACUCGAGAGGCUCCUGCUUCAUGAAAAAUCAUAAUAAUGGAAGCAUUAGCACUACUAGCUACAGUAGCUUGCUAGCUAGCUUUUGUUGGAAGAUUCACCAUUGUGUGUGCAGCACUAAGCAGGUAGCUGGUUGGUUAGCAGUGUCGUUUCAGUCCAGAUGAUUUCAGGGACUGGCUCAGCUGUUGGACAAAUGUAUGCUUUCGUGCCCAUUGUCAAACUUCAGAAAUGCUGCUCAUUGAAGCACAAUAAUCAUUAGCUAGCUGUAAAAAUGGGGCGACUAAGACUUCCUCACCAAAAAACAUCAACAUUAUUGACAUACUGUAUUUGUGGUUUUACCAUAGCUGAAUUCAGACAGUUCUGAGGCAGGAAUGAGGUUCAGCGGAUGAUGUCUCUUAGGUAAUACAUGUUCUAACGUCGUGACAGCCCGUUGUAGCCGGGCUUCUUUUGAUCUAUCCCAUGAUCCUUUGCGAGAUACAAGACGGAUCAGUGCAGGCGGAAUCCAUGUGCUAUCUGAUGGAAGACAAUGGGAGGCUGAGGUAUUUACUGUGUGUAAUUCUAAUAGUCAGGAUGAGAGGGUCAGUACUAUAAGCAGACACAGGCUGUUUCUCAGCUCUGUGUGUGCGUCUGAAUUGGCACCCUAUUCCUUAUAUAGUGCACUACUUUUGACAUGUUCCAAAUGGCACCCUAGUCCCUAUAUAGUGCACUACUUUUGACCAGGGCCCUAUGGCACCCUAGUCCCUAUAUAGUGCACUACUUUAGACUGGGACCUAUAGGGAAUAGGGUACCAUUAGGGAUGCCACCCUGUCUGUUUUUUCUGGCCAGCUGCCGGCAGCCACACCAGAACUACUGGUAUGUUCCCCUUGACCAUUACUGUACUUAUGACAUGUUUCUGUUUAUUUGGAGAGAGGAGAGAGAAAAAGAGAAACAAUCUGGAAAUGAUUUUUUGUUGUAACUGGAUUUACAAGAUGCUUUAAUAAAUGAUUGUAUUUAUAACCUG
Oncorhynchus tshawytscha (Chinook salmon) is the source of this 11475-nucleotide messenger RNA. Its product is annotated as unconventional myosin-X-like. The transcript has 40 exons. The record is from RefSeq and is a predicted model, not a curated record. Bases 313 to 6933 code for a protein of 2206 amino acids. Gene Ontology annotation, molecular function: protein binding; ATP binding; cytoskeletal motor activity. NCBI's taxonomy places the organism in Eukaryota, Metazoa, Chordata, Actinopteri, Salmoniformes, Salmonidae. Gene Ontology annotation, cellular component: cytoskeleton; myosin complex.